Molecule: messenger RNA, 2711 nt
Organism: Triticum aestivum (bread wheat)
Lineage: Eukaryota; Viridiplantae; Streptophyta; Magnoliopsida; Poales; Poaceae
Exons: 9
Coding region: 291-2258 (655 amino acids)
Source: RefSeq, a predicted model, not a curated record
GGGCAGAGUCGGUUUCGCCCAGAGGGGAGAGGGAGGGGAGGCUCACGCCAGAAGAUACCGCGCCGCGUGCGUCGUCGGAUGGUUGCCUAGCUGCCCCGCGCACGGAGGCGCCGCGCCGCGAUCCGUCGCCGGCCGCCGGCGGAGCGCGCGCCUACUUCUGGCGGUAUUUAAGGAGGAGGAGGCCGUUGGCGAUUUGUGUCGCGGAGGCGCGAGAAGGGGGGGAGGCGACAAGGUAGGCGGCGUCUUUAGACUCUGGGAGCUGCCAUUAACGCUGGCCUGGCCACCUCCGCAUGCGGACAAGCGCGGCCACGUCGUCGCCACGGGAUGGCGGCUCCGGGGCUCUGACCCCCGCCCAGGGCGGCAUGGGGAGCGGCGGCGCCAGGCGGCAUUUCUUCCCGCUUACCAGCUUGCAAAUCGGGGAUUUACAGUCAUAUCUUGCAGAGCUCACUAUAUUUCUGUGCCCCGAUACCAAGAAGUUCCUUAUCUUCCUUGACAACCGUCCAUGGUUGCUAGAUCAGAAUACAAAACCUGCUCACCUGUGGCAAUUGAUGGUUACCAAGUCAAGAUUUUCUCCUUUCGCGAACACUAGAACUAGGAGAAAGAGAGAUGAAGGUGGAAAUAAGCUUGUAUUUUCAGAAUUCCCAACAUCUGCUCCACGUGUGUGGAAUCAAUCAUCCAGAUGGUAUACCCUGAUUGAUGAUACCAUGCGGAAAAAGAAGCUUCAAGUAAAUAAAUUGAAGGAUUCUCGCCUGCUGAAUAGGGAGCUGCAUCGGACAUUGUAUGGUUUUAUUAUUUUUGAGGUAGACUGGGCUGACGUGCGUGGCAUUAAUUAUUUAAAUGAGCUUCAGACUGAUACAUCAAUGGUGGCCGAAGCAAAAAUAAUGAAGAGAUGGGAAUUUGAUAGCGUCAAUCAAGCUUCAUCUUUAAUCACUUCUUGGUUCUCGGGGAAUUACUCAGAGUGUCAGCUCUUACAAGAUUAUUUAAAUAGCAUCUCUCCUAAAGGUGAUGUUUUUUAUGAUGCCCUAGAUGACUUAACACCUGAAUUAUGGGAUACUGAGAGUGUAAAGAGCGAUGGUGAUGAUUGUGGGGAUUGUGUUAGGGUGUCGUCAAGUUCCACAAGCUCAUCAUACACCCCGCCACCUUGCUCUGGACCUUACAAGAGAAGAAGGAUAACAAGAUCUGAUGCUGGAAGUGAUAUGUCAGAGGAACCAUACUCAGAAUUUGUGACUUCACCAAGAUAUUCAUCAUAUUCAUCUUCAUCAUGUUGCAGUGAUAAUGACAGUGGCAAGCCACUGGUGGAGCCUAGCAUAUACAAGGAUGUGCUGAUCUUGUUCCGAUUCAAUGAUCAUGAUCUGCCGUUCAGACUAAAGGAAGUUAUACUGUCUGAUGUGAGGCUCUUAACACUACUUGAGUAUGGUCUUCCUUCAUGGGUCAUUUUUCUUCAGUCAUAUCCAGUGGUCUGCAAGAUAUAUCGCCCAUGGAUGUGUCCUCUAGCCAGAGCACUAUACGUCUUGAUGUCAUUAAUUACUGUUCUUAUAGGAUUUUAUGACCUCUACAAGAAUGUACCAAUGUUGAAGGCAACUGCCUCUAGAUUAUUUGGCCCUUUGUUUGAUUGGAUAGAGACAUGGGAAAUGAUCUCAAGGCUUAAGUAUCUUGGAACCAUGCUUUUUCUGAACAAUUUCCAGCAGGCUUUUACAUGGUCUCUUAAGAUUGUACGUGCUACUAAGUCUGUUCUUAGUGUAUUGACAAAGCCAAUUAUGGGGCCACUGUUGGAGGUUCUUGAAUUUACCCUGCCACUAUGGAACCUUUGUGCUGAAACGGUUGAAUAUCUCAGUUCAGCUGCAAUGGUAGCGAUGGAAACAUCAUUCAGUGCGGUUGUCAGUACAGUUCAGAUGAUCAUGUGGCCAUUUUGGUUUAUCUUCAGUACGAUGUUUAAUAUAGCCAAUUCAAUCUUAUACCCUGUAAUUUGGUUCGUCGGAGAGAUACUAGCCGCACCUUUCCGACUUGUCGUUGCGCUAGCAAGUUUUGUAGCAGACUUCUUCGAUGAUAUUUUUGAUGUUUUGAGGCAGACCUGGUCAACAUUAAGUUCGUUGUAUCAAGUUGGUUCUGCAUCCAGAGCACCUGCGCUUACAUCGGAAACUACCAUUUGGGGAUCACUCUGGAAAGAUCUUCUGUACCAGCAUAUACAAUCACAUAGAAGUUCUUCUCCGGCGCCUGUCCCGCGCCUUAAAUGGCACGCGACAUACCUCCUCUUGUGAAGGAGCUCAGAAGUAUACUAGUCAAGAUCAUCCUCAAAGGAAAACCAAGACGAGAUGAUUGUGGAGUUACCGGAUUGACAUACCAGGUAAUUAGCUAAUUCAGAGAGACUUUAAAAGGUUGAGACGAGAUAACAGUGGACCUCCACUCGAGUGGACCUCCGCAAGGAAUCAUGUGUACAGGUCUCAUACAGCAACGUCUUCUAAUGUUUCAUCAAGGAACCCUAAUCGGUGUAUCCCCUCUGCACAGAUGAGAGGCAGAGGGCAACAACCAGCGAAGCAAAAGUAGUACAACUGUAAAUGAACAUUAGUCGGAAUCUGUUGUUUGUUUAUCCAUUGUCGUGUAAUGUAAUGUAAUAUAUUAGUAGGUUGUACAGUAGAGUAGGUUUGUGCAUCUGCUUCGGCUACUGAACAAGAAUUUUGUAAGUAUACGAGUGAGUGCAUUACCUUUGUUCA